AUGGAAGCAACACGUACACGGCCAACUUGCCCUGUCUGUAGAAUCGAAUUUCCUUCAGUUGGCCGUGAUCUCUGGCUAUGCCCAAACUGUCAUACAGAGCUCGAGCAGCCUACAUACUACGCACAGUCCGACAAGAGCGAAGAAACAGCCAUUACUGAACCCUGGGCCGCAUCUUCCUCCCAAGGGAGUUCGGAACCGGACACAGUUUCCCCGACAGAAUCAAACGGCAACAACUCUGAGCGAAGUUCUUCGUUCGACGAACCGCCAAGGGAGCUCCCGUAUACCCACAAGCGACGAGAUACUACCAAGUGGACGGAUGCGUUCUCCAAUAACGGCCCUACGCCUGCAGAGUCUGAUCUCAGCACUGAGGUGGGACGCUCGGAAGAGAUCUUUCCGCCUCUGUCUUCGAGCGCGGACAGCUCCAAUAGGAGUCCUCUUCGGUCGCCUGUGUUCACGCAUCCGAACGGAUCUGGAGUGGUUGCAGACGCCUGCGGUCACUUCUUGCAUUCAGAUGUCAAUUCCCAAAUCACAGAGAUGCGUGUAAAGCUUGUACUUAUGCAAUGCCAGAUGCAACUCCAGAGAUACGAGCCCUACACAGCCGCCAAGGCCGCCGAGCUCGCGGUGAGCGCUUUUAAACUAGCAAAACCUCUCAACUCCGAGGCUCUGAUGGCACGGUGCCAUUUCUGGAACGGGCGAGCUGAAGAGGAGGCAGGAGAGUAUGGACGCGCCUUGAGAUCUUACAAGCUCGCCAGAGCGGCGAGGGGAAUCUACUUCGAGGGUGACCAGGCCGAUGGCGCUUUCGAAGAACUUAAGGUUAAGCUUCAGAAGUCCAGCGACGCCUCGCAUCACUCGACGCUGAUACGGGCGGCUCAAGCAUCUGAGUCGGUUCGCGAGAUCAACGACGAGCCUCUGUCGGGACACAGCACGCCCGUUUUCCUGACGACACGCACAUUUGCUCCACACCGUCCGUCUUGCCCAGUGAGUGCUGAAGGAGGAGCACUGAAUGCCGACAACGCUGCAAGACUAACGACCAUUUAUAGCGCAUCAGAGGAAAGCGAUCUUGGUAGCUCAACGACUGCUGUUGACUCUGAUGUCUCUCCAAUAGACGUCUUGCCCAAGGAAGAUGACUCCAAUUGGCCAACACGCCUGCUGCCGGAUCGAAUAUACGUCACUCUGGCUGCCGACGAGACAGAGCCUGACCGCCACUAUGCGACGAUGCCACGCGUUCGUCAUCUGGCUGUUGAGAACUUGAGUACCGGCGUGCCGAGUCCAAGAAACUGGGCAGACCGGAGUUUGGAAGAGGAGCUCAUACUCCUCGGGCUUUCGGAGUCUUCUGCGGAAGCAGCAGCCGAAGGCCUGCCAGGUGAUCCAUGUAAAGAUGAAUCUGGGUUCCACUCAGACGAGUCUGAGGAUGCGUUUGACGUUGGGCCGGAAGCGGAUCCUGCAUCUCCGCAGAAUCGCUCAGAAACUACACCGACAACCCUCAGACCUAUUUUGUCGGCGGACGAGGCAACUUUUGAGCACAACCGAGCCGGCGACGAAUUCCAGGACACCCAUGAAGAGGAUGGCUUCAGAACGGCUCGAAGCUCCAUGGCUGUAUCUGAGGACAUGUUCUUCGAUUGCACUAAUAUCGAUACCGACUCGAACGAGGCCUGUUUGUUGCCUACCAUUGAUUUUGAGUCUCACUGA
This is a messenger RNA of Coniosporium apollinis CBS 100218, 1689 nucleotides long. RefSeq lists its product as uncharacterized. The transcript is spliced from 3 exons. NCBI's taxonomy places the organism in Eukaryota, Fungi, Ascomycota, Dothideomycetes. The coding region runs from base 1 to 1689 and encodes 562 amino acids. The record is from RefSeq and is a predicted model, not a curated record.